Brienomyrus brachyistius is the source of this 1970-nucleotide messenger RNA. RefSeq lists its product as uncharacterized. The transcript is spliced from 5 exons. NCBI's taxonomy places the organism in Eukaryota, Metazoa, Chordata, Actinopteri, Osteoglossiformes, Mormyridae. The record is from RefSeq and is a predicted model, not a curated record. Bases 22 to 1029 code for a protein of 335 amino acids.
ACACGGCUGGAGACAGGGAGCAUGGGCCUUGUCAUGAUGGGGUCCCUCCUCCCAGAAGCCUCUCCGCUCUCCACGCUCAUCGUCCUCUUCCUCACAGUCACGCUGCUUUCGCUGUGCGCCCACUGCCGCAGACGGUCAGCUAAUCGCCAGCGCAACACGGAGAAAAGCAGCUCCGCACUUCAGAUUAUGCCAGAUGAACACAUGGAAGGCAGAGAGAACCCUAGUAACGUCACUUUAACAAUGGACGAAAUAGUUAUCCAACCCACAAAAAACAAUGGCAUCUCUACAGAAAUUGGAGGUUUUCCACCAUGGAGGAGCCACAGCAGAAUACUGGAUCUUCAAGAUGAAACACAGAGUAGCAUUCUGGAUGUGAAAAGCCCUAAUUCUGGAGACAAAUCCACAGAUAUAACAACAGGGGGCAUCUUGGUGCAAAGUAUUCCAGUUGACCAAGCUGCCAAGAUCCAACAGGCCCAAGCACUAGUGGUAACCCCAGCUGGGGAGACGGAGUUGGCUCUGCAGUCUGACCCCGCUGUGUUGGUCCCCAGCCAAUCACACUGCCCCAAUGGAAUAUCUCAGCCGAGCCAUUUCAGAUACACCCCUAGGGACUCAAACAGUCAAAAUCAGCACAUCUAUGAGGAGCUGGCAGAAGACAAAAAAUUCCCUCAUGUGCCUUCAAACUCCAUCAAGACCCUGAUAGUGGAGGAGCAGGAAGACCCGACAUACAACACGAUAGAGGAGCUGGAGCUGCCUGACAACCGCAAUGCCGGCCAGAAUUCAGAGCGCGAGAACAGCGCCCACGUCCUGACUCUGCCCACUCUGAUGGAGAGCUCCGCCUUUGCCCUUGGUGACCACCCAAACAUGCUCUAUGCACGGGUGAGCAAAAAGAACAAAAGUAUAGCACCACCCCCCUUUCCACCACCUCCACCACCAGACAUCAUGGAUGAUGGAGAGGAAGAUCCUACACCCCCCCUGCCAGAGAGGAAUCUUACUCUAGAAGAUUACCAGUCCAUAAAAGAUACAGGAAACUAAAAACAACCAAAUAAGCAACUUAUUUUUCUGCUGCACAAUGUUUACUUUGCACGAUUAAAAAUUAGCUGUUCUUUUGAGUCUGCUCAAAUCACAGCAUUAUAGUUUAGGUGUAAGUUUGGAACUUUUAUUUCUUUUUUUAACUAUAACGUAGCACAGAUUGAUUUUGAUGUUGCAAAAUGUACUAAUGUAGGUGCAGGACAUCAAUCCCAUCUCCAACUGCAUAUCCUAGAUGGGGUCAGAGGGUCCUAGACGGGGCCUGGAUCAUAUCCCAGACAGCACAAGGCAGGGUGACACACCAGUCCAUUACACAUUACAGGCAGUUUAGUGAACACAAUGUCCCUAUGUUUGGCUGUACCAAGGAAACCCACGCAUCACCAGAACAUGCAAGGUCCACAGAUACAGCAGGAUUCAAGCCACUGACUGGUUGCAUGUGGUAACAGUGUUAUUCACUGAUCCACCCUUAUGUGAAAAAGAGAGAUAAUUAUAUAUUUAUUUCUGUUAUAAAUGCAACAGGGCUCUAUUUCAUGUUAAAUGUUGUCCUGUACUUGAUUUACAACCUAUGCAGUAUGAUUCAAAUGAUGAAUUACAUUGUUAUUAACUACCUUAAUUUUAAACGUAGGUCAAUAUUGCAAAGGAAAUUUCUUUAGGGUUUUGUUUAUCAGCAUGUCAGCUGUAUCAAUGUCAUGUCCUGAAUAGCUUAUUUUUACAAUAUUAUUAGCAUGAAAUGCAUUACUAAAAAUGUAGUGUACAUUCUUAACACUCCACAUAUAAACUCUUGUAUACUGUCAUUUUCAUUGCUAAACUUAAAAUAAUUGGCUAUCAUUUUUAGUUUGAAGAUGUGCCUAAAAGAAGAAAACAUUCUGUAAUACAGAAAAAGUUUCUGAGCAUUGUAUGUGUUUAGAUACGGUUCCUAAACUAUUAUAAAGCUAUGAAGAAAAAGA